Messenger RNA from Hypomesus transpacificus, 6497 nucleotides. RefSeq names its product kinesin family member 20Ba (gene kif20ba). Gene Ontology annotation, cellular component: spindle microtubule; nucleus. Gene Ontology annotation, molecular function: microtubule binding; plus-end-directed microtubule motor activity; ATP binding. The record is from RefSeq and is a predicted model, not a curated record. Lineage: Eukaryota; Metazoa; Chordata; Actinopteri; Osmeriformes; Osmeridae. Bases 87 to 5801 code for a protein of 1904 amino acids. Gene Ontology annotation, biological process: microtubule-based movement; mitotic spindle assembly. The transcript has 34 exons.
GCAUUGUGAUUGGUUAAGUUCAAAACCGCCAAAGACAGUUUGACCAGGAAUUUUGUUGUGUUCAAUGUUUCGGAACACAUGUAAAGAUGAUGGAAUCAUGUUUCAACAAUAAAUUGGGGAGAGAGGACGCAGUGGACAUAUUAGUGGAUGACCUGAAGAAAGACCUUUUCUCAGAGUUCAACUCGAUACCACUCAACCGACCAGACUCUCAGGACUCCUCAAUUGAAGAGAGGGAACACUUGCAGGUGUAUCUCCGCAUCCGACCUUUCACGACCACAGAAACUGAAAAUGGCGAGUCACAGGAUUGUGUUGGCAUUGAGGUCCCUGACACAGUACUACUCAAGGCUCCAAGGGCUUCACUGUCAGCCAGACUCAGUGAUAAAUCAGACACACAAACUGCUCAGCGCUUUCAGUUCUCACAGGUGUAUGGGCCAGAGACCACUCAGAGGGACAUGUUUGACGGCACUGUGAAGGGCCUGGUCAGAGACGUUCUGGAGGGGGGGAACUCUCUGGUCUUCACCUAUGGAGUCACCAACGCUGGCAAGACCUUCACAUUCUUAGGUCCAGACGCCAAUGUGGGUCUGCUGCCGAGGUCUCUCAACAUCAUCUUCAACAGCAUCGAGGAGCGCAUCUACCAUCACAUGAACAUCAAGCCCCAGCGCUGCCGAGAGUUCAUCAGACUCACCAAGGACCAAGAGAGCGAGGAGGCCACUAACAAGAGGAACCUCUUCAGGCUUCUCAAGGAGACUGAUGCCCACAAGAGCAUGGCUAACUCAACCUGCAAGACAAGCCUGGAAGGCUCCACCCUGCUGGACGCGGAGGGCACUGUGAUUAAUGACAACUUCAGUCUGGAUCUGGAUGCCGACACUAAGUUCUCUGUGUGGGUGUCCUUCUGUGAGAUCUACAAUGAGAACAUCCAUGACCUGCUGGAGGCUGCCCCCUCAGGGGCCCUGAAGAGGACCACGCUCAAGCUGUCCCAGGACAUCAAGGGAAACUCCUUUGUGAAGGACCUGCGGUGGGUCCAGGUGAACAGUGCAGAGGAGGCCUACAAGGUGAUGAAGCUGGGCAAGAGGAACCAGAGCUUCUCCAGCACCAAGCUCAACCACCUCUCCAGCAGGAGCCACAGCAUAUUCUCUAUCCGCGUCCUGAGAAUCAAAGACAUUGGAAUUCCACGUGUCUGUGCAGUAAGCGAGCUCUCGCUGUGUGACCUGGCUGGCUCUGAAAGAUGUGCCAAAACCCAGAACAAAGGUGAGCGUCUGAAGGAGGCGGGAAACAUCAACACCUCCAUGCUCAUCUUGGGGAAAUGCAUCAACGCGCUCCGACACAACCAGACGGCCAAACUGCUCCAACACGUUCCCUUCAGGGAGAGCAAGCUCACCCACUACCUGCAGGGCUUCUUCUGUGGCCGGGGCAAGGCCUGCAUGAUCGUCAACAUUAACCAGUGUGCCUCCACGUAUGAUGAGACCCUCAACGUGCUCAAGUUCUCAGCCGUGGCUCAAAAGGUGGUAGUCCUGACCACCAAGACCGUUCCCAUCUUGCCUAAGAUGUCGGCGCGGGAGGUUUCAUUCAUCAUCAACAACGCAAACAGGAAGGAGCUGUCGGCUUUCCGGAGGAGGAGCUCUCUGGUCGGCUGGGAGACCAGCCUGGAGGAUCUGCAGGAAAGCGAGGAUGAUGAGGAGGAGGAAGAAGAUGAAGAAGAGAGCAUGUUGGAAGAAACCAUUCACAAGGCAGACAGUGAUGAUGAAAAAAAUGAAAUUAUUGUCAACAAACUGACAUACAUGAGUCAGGUGGCGCUGUUGGAAGAGCUGCAGGAGCUAUUACGGCAGGAGAGGGCUGACAGUCAAGCUCUGGAGGGGCGCGUACGAGAAGAAGUCUCCAAAGAGUUCUCUGAGCUGUUCUCCCAGAUACAGUCAGACUGCAACGAGCGUCUGUUGAGAGAAAAGGAGAUCAUCGAGGAGAGAGCAGAGAGGAGGCUGGAGAUCCUGAAAAACCUGGUCACCAAGAACACCAACCAGAAAGACAUGACCACAGAGGACAUUUCUUUCUCCCUGGAUGGGAUGAUUGACUCCAUGUGCAGUGACCUGGCAGGAAUCAAGCAGGAUGCCCAUGCUGCCCACACCUGUCUUGGAGAGAGCAGAAAGCCCAGCACCCAGGCCCAGAGCUUUGGGAGUGUUGAGAGCCUGGCUGACCUGGAGAAGAGGGUGUCCGAGCUGUCUCAACAGCUACAGCAGGCCCAGGAGGUGCUCACAGCCAAAACCACUGAGCUGAGCGAUUACUGCAGUCAAGCACAGCAGGCAAACGAGCAACUCGAUCAGGCAAAAAAGGCUUUGGAGGCCCAGGAGCAGAAGUUCUCCGAGCUGAUGGAGAUGUGCCAUGAGAAGGAUGAGGCCCUCUCUAAGCUGCAGACCAUCUUGGACCUGCAAUUUGACGCUGCUGCCAAGGAUAAGGCUAUCCUGGACUCCAAGGCGGAGAUCUGUUGUGUGGAUAGCGUAUGCACCUGCUCCAGAAGGGAGAAGCCCAGCUCUCGCACCGACAGCCGCAAACGGCAGGUGGGGGGGCAGUCAAACAUGGAGGAACAGCCCCCUCUAAAGAAAGGAUCUUUUGGGGAGGAUGAGGAGGACAGACUGCAAGAUGAAAUGCAGGACUUCUUGGCCCCCCUUGCUGACAUGGACGUGGAGGGGUGUGGCAGGCUGGAGGAACGCCUGGGAGAGCUGGAGGAAAGAGGCCUGCGCGAGGAGCAGCACACUCAGGAGCUAACCAUGGAGCUACGGGAGGCUAAGCAGGGGAAGGAGGAGGCCCUUACUGCCCUCAUGGAAGCUACACAGGGGAAAGAGGAGGUCCUAACUGCCCUCAUGGAAGCUACGCAGGGGAAGGAGGAGACCCUAACUGCCCUCAUGGAGGCUACACAGGGGAAGGAGGAGGCCCUUUCUGCCCUCAUGGAGGCUAAGCAGGGGAGGGAGGAGGCCCUAACUGCCCUCAUGGAGGCUAAGCAGGGGAGGGAGGAGGCCCUAACUGCCCUCAUGGAGGCUACGCAGGGGAAGGAGGAGGCCCUGGCUGCAGUUACACUCGAGAAGGAGGAGGUUAUCAACCAGACUACCAGAGCGGAGCAAACCCUGAAUGACCUGCAGGCUGAACUGGAAAUAUACGACCACCAGCUCAGAGAGAAGAACGCUCUGAUUGAGACCUUGACCCUGGAAGUCAAACGGCUGGGGCAGGAAUCGGAGGGGGUUGAAGUCUCGCCAGGAAUACAGAAAGACGUUGUCAGAAAGGAGUUAAUGACAGUUCAGAAGGAGCUUUCAGAGGCCCAGGAGGAGAGGGAGAAGACACUCCUGCAGGUCCACACUCUGGAACAGGAACUAGGAGAGGCUAAAAACCAGCUUUCCCAACAACAGCUGUCUUCAGACCAGCAGAUAGAGAUACUACAACAGAAGCUAAACGAACAACAACUGACCUUGGAACAGCAGCUGGAAGAUCUUGAACAGAAGCUUGCCCAAAACAAGCUCAGCUCUGAACGCGAGAUAAAAGAGCUCAAAGAAAAGUUCAACCAACAAGUGCUAAACUCAGAACAGCAACUAAAGGAGUUCAAGCAGAAACUCGCGGAACAAGAGCUGAAUUCAGACCACCUGAAGGCACAGCUGGAGGAGGGUGCUGCUGCUGAGGUCUUAAAGGUCAACAGCUCUGCAGAGAAGGAGGACCUGAGCAGAUUCAACUCUAAUCUGGAGGCUGAGGUUUUGACCCUGAGGUUAAAGGUCACUGACCUGGAGGAGAAGCAGCUAGCUAAAAAGGAGGAGGAGGUGGAGAGAAGACUCGCUGAGAAGGAGGAGGAGGUGGAGAGGAGGCUAGCAGAGAGGCAGGCGCAGGUGACAGGACUGCAGAGGAGCCUGCGGGAGGCGCAGGAGCGCCGAGAGGAGGAGGAGAGCACGGCGGUGCAGGAGGCGAGGAGGAGGGAGGUGGAGAGACGGCGGGAGCUGCUGGCUGUGGCGGAGGAGGCCAUCGCUGAGAAGGAUGCCGAGCUGGAGAAGAAAGCCCAGGAGGUCUCCAGUCUGAAGGAGGCUGCCAAGCUGGACUCAGACAAGGUGAAGAGCAUCAGUUUAGACCUGCAGAGGAAGGAGGACGACACCUCUGACCUGAAGGAGAAACUGGCUGACUCCAAGAAACAGAUACUGCAAGUCCAAAAAGAGAUCUGCACCAUGCGUGACGAGGAGAAAUCCCUGCGCCAGAAGCUAUUCGAUUUGGAAAAAGCUAAGAAGCAGUUUCAGGCAGACCUGGCCAGCAGAGACAAGACCAUCCAGCACCUCCGGACAGACAGCCGGCCUGACGACAGCCUGGCGCUCUACCAGAAGGCCUGCAGAGACCUACAGGCUCGUGAGCGUGCAAUGGAGGACAUGCGUCUGGCGCUGGUGGAGCAGGAGGAGACCCAGGAGCAGCUGGAUCAGGUUCUGGAGGAGAGACAGGAUCAGAUCCAGGCCCUAGCUGACGAGGUUGGGAAACUGAGGAGCUUGUUGGGGAACAAGGAUGCUGGGAAAGUCAUGCCCUCCCUGAGAGAGAGCCGAUCAGAUGACUUGAAACUAGCCAAUCAGGAAGCAGCUCGGGCUCAAGAGAGUUUGAAGCUGAGCACAGAGAAGCACCAGGCUGACAGGAGAAAGUGGCUGGAGGAGAAGAUGUCUCUGAUUGGCCAGGCCAAGGAGGCAGAGGACAAAAGGAACCAGGAAAUGAGAAAGUUUGCUGAGGACAGAGAAAAAAACUCCAGGCAUCAACGUCAAAUGGAGGCCCUCUCUGCCACGCUGCAUGAGAAGGAGCAGGACAUGGAGAGGUGGAGGAUGGAGAGAGACACCCUCGUGGCCGCUCUGGAGGUCCAGUUGCAGAAGCUCCUCUCCAGCAACGCUGAAAAGGACAAACUCAUCGCCUCGCUCUCCUGCAGUACCUCAUCUCAACCACCAGAGGAUAUAUCGGGACAUGUUUCUGUACCUCUUUUGCUGAGUGGCUGUGGUUCUUUGGUUGGCUCACAGUCCCAGCUUGAUGAGCCUGUGGGCGAGGACGUGAAGCCCCACAGCGACGGCAGCCAACAGCUCCCCGCAGCCAGCUGCACCAGAACGUCUGUCAGCAGCAGCCAGGGGAACCCCUCGGUGCUCGACUCGUCCCAGAUCUCCACGGAGAACGGCCGGACGAGCCGCUUCCCCAAGCCCGAGCUGGAGAUCUCCUUCAGCCCGCUGCAGCCCAACCGCAUGGCGCUGCGCCGGCAAGGACAGGACGAGGUCACCGUCAAGAUCACCCGCUCGGCACGCAAGAGGAAGAGCACAGAGCCCGUCAAGAAAGGCAACAAGAUGGCUAAAUCUAAAAAGAAAGCACACACAGCUCAGGAUGAGGCAGAGAAUGAAAACCGGAGAAACACCAGAACCAGACUGACCCCUAAACUGGCCCCUCACCAGGAGGAGUGGGGAUCUCCAGCUGGCAGCAGUGGACACCAGUGCUCCAUGAGGCCCCAGGACUCCCAGUCCAGCCUUCGUAGCAGGAAGGAGGGAACCCUCCAGAAGAUAGGAGACUUCCUCCACAGCUCUCCCAACCUGUUCGGCAGCAAGGCUAAAAAGAUCAUGAAGCUCGUCAGCGGGCGGUCUCCUGACCCAGACGGGGGGUCGUCCUUCAGCGCCAGACCCAAGAAGCCCAAAAGGGCUUUGUACCACCCCGAGAUCUCAUCCCCCAUGGACCUGCCCUCCCACCCGAUCAUCAACAGAGACCCAGAGGAGAAGGAGAGCGACCACCUGAUAAUCAAGAGAAGACUCCGCUCUAGGACCGGCAAAUGAAGACCACAUCUCAUCCCUCUUCUUCCUCUGCACUCUCCUCUGUCUACGUUCCCCUUUCCUCUACACCUUUCCUUCUGCUCCUGUCUCCAUUUCACCCUCUUUCUUCCUCCCGCUGGUCCUCUCUGCAGUGUCUGACAAGAAGGGGAGGAGUCAGCUGGUGGGACUCAGUGGGAUAAAGUGUUUCUGUUGAUGAGUGUUAUUGAGGCGGAUUAGCCCUGCAUAUCGUACUGUAUGUUUGAUUUAUCGUACUACUUAACUCGCACUAAUCUCCAAACGUAUUUUGUUCUAGCUCAGAAAGAUUUACAUAUCUGAAAUCACAUGCACUUUUCUUCUUUCUUGCAUUCAGUAGUUUAUAUCAUUUAUAUAUUAUUUUAUUCUUAUUUAAUGGUGCACAUACAAAGUAUCUCUUUAGGGACACUAAUUUGUUUGUAAUUUGAUUUACUAGACUGGCUAUAUUCAAUUCUAGGUUAUAGAGAAACUUUAUAAGAGACUGUUUGAAUUAUCAAAAGACCAUUCCAUUCCAUUUAUUUUGUAGUCUUAUGAUUAACGUCCAUUCGGUGAUUAGAAUGUGUUAAUUUCUUAAAUAUACCCUAAAGUCUUUUUGUAAGAGUUUUGUCUUAUAGUUCCUCAUUUUGUCAUUUGUAACACUGCUAAUGCACAUACAUACCAAGAUGGUUAAAUAAACAGCCUAUGUAG